Messenger RNA from Prorocentrum cordatum, 947 nucleotides. Lineage: Eukaryota; Dinophyceae; Prorocentrales; Prorocentraceae. The record is from the annotation of a GenBank genome assembly.
CCUCCUCCUCCUCCUCCUCCUCCUUCUCCUCCUCCUUUUCCUCCCCCUCGCCGAUCAUUGGAGCCUUCUGGAAUCCGCGGCCUUCGCGUCCAGGCCCUUUUUACGUCGCAGCGCGGCAACGGCAGUCCGCUCGCGCGUCCUGGCAGCCCGGGCUGCGGGUGAUGCGAAUGGCCCGCAUGCAAGGGGAGGGGAAAGUCGGAAGUGAUGAAGAGAAGGCCUCCUCCUUCUCAUUUCACCCCCUCGCCUGCCGCCGAGCAAGGCCGAUGCGGCGGCCGCAGAGGCAGGAAGAGGGAAAGGAGGGCGCACUUGCGCGGCGAGGCCGCGGGGGGGCGCGCGGGGCGGCCAAGCCCGGCGGAGCUUUUAACACCACGCCCCACAGAGGCCAGCAGAAGUCUGCGGACGUGCGGCAGGCUCGUGCCGCGACGACCCCGGCGCUGGCGCCCGAGGCAGCGGCAUUCGUGCAGCCUCGACCGAGCGACCGUUUCCUAAACGCCAAACCUUGCCACAUCGACCAAUUCUGGGUCGCCGGCGGCGUUCCACGCCGAGCGCCGGCGGCGGGGUCGCAGCGUCGCGAGUGGCGCGUGCGUGCGCGCGGGGUCUGGUUUUUGUGUGAGGCUGCCCAUGCCUCGCAGGUGCCAGAAUUGUUUUCAGUAGUUUCUGCUGGUCCACACCGUUUGAUGUUGGCUCUGAUCUGGGUCAUGGUUGGACAUGUGCAUACAUAUCUGCUCCAGGUAUCAGGCGUCAAGCAUGUAUGCGAUUGUGACCGUCCAGACAGCGUGACGCAGUGACGCGGGUUCUGCACAUACUCAGCCGUUCAACAUGCCUAUGACCGCACGGCAUAUGGAUAGGCACAGUGGAGCAUGGUGACCUGGAAAUAUCCGUCGGGCGUACACUUGUGAGUGCGUAACGAUUUGGGUUAGCAUGUCCAUCGGUCUAUCAGUAUCCCC